This is a messenger RNA of Komagataella phaffii GS115, 4737 nucleotides long. Its product is annotated as Essential protein required for determination of budding pattern. The coding region runs from base 1 to 4737 and encodes 1578 amino acids. The record is from RefSeq and is a predicted model, not a curated record. The transcript is spliced from 2 exons. Gene Ontology annotation, molecular function: actin filament binding; calmodulin binding; GTPase activator activity. Gene Ontology annotation, biological process: regulation of GTPase activity; regulation of actin cytoskeleton organization; mitotic actomyosin contractile ring assembly actin filament organization. Lineage: Eukaryota; Fungi; Ascomycota; Pichiomycetes; Pichiales; Pichiaceae. Gene Ontology annotation, cellular component: mitotic actomyosin contractile ring; cytoplasm.
AUGUCAUCAGAGAGAACUUCCAAGAUUGGAUCUAAGUACCUGGAAGGCUUGGAUUCAGCAGAGAAGCUUCCACUGGGGGCGUCAGCUAAACUCAACUCUUUAUCUUCGUCACCAACAAAACAUUCAAUAUCCAGCUUGAAAAGAACUUCAGGGUCUUUGAAGGAGAACAAAUCACCAGAUUUAAACAUUGCUACUAAAAAGGAUCUUUCUGAUAUUUCUCCUGUCAAGCGAAUGAUCUUGGAGAAGGAGAGAGCUUUGAGGGAAUUAGAGGAACGUGGUGAAACUCCGUUCACUGGAAUGCCUCCAAAAUCACUAUACCAAUCCACUCAGCUCUCCCCUACAAAAGCUCGAAAUUUUGUAUCCCGAGAUGCGAAGACUUUGAGUAAGAUCAAUGGGGUCGCCGGCAAAGGCAUGUCAAGUUCACCUUCUUUAAAGAAUCUAAACAAACUGAAAAAAAUAGAAACCAAACUACAGGAUAAAGACGUAAAGCACAUAACGGGCACAACGAAUAGAAGGACGACUCUUAUCUAUGAGUAUCUAUGUCGAAUUCUUGAAGCUAAGAACUGGAUUGAGGAGAUUACUAAAGAAAAAAUAUGUGACUCCGACUCGAUCCUGGAUAUUCAGGAAGAAUUGAGAAAUGGAAUAGCUUUGGCAAAGCUCACAAAUGUUUUUGCUCCCGAUCUUGUAGGAAAGAUACACAAUGGCAACAUGGGAAAAUUUCAAUUCAAGUACAUUGAGAAUAUAUCCUAUUUUUUGAAGUUUUUAAACAAAGUCCAAUUACCAGAUCUAUGUCAAUUUGAAACGACGGAUCUUUACGACAUGAAAAACUUCCCACAAGUCAUAUUUUGUAUCCAUUCUCUUAGCAUAAUGCUCAGUCUUAGAAAAAAAGCUCCCAAGAUGGAGAACCUAAGUGGAGUAGCACAAUUUUCUGAUGACGAGAUAAAUACCAUUUCUAACAAGGUCAAGGGUAUGAAAUUACCAAAUUUUUCCAACAUCCACAAAGAGCAUGCAGCCGAAGAUAUUGAGGAAUUGGAUGAAACUUCCAUUUUGGCCAACUUAACUGUUGACAAUGAUCCUUGCGUCAAAGAAUCCUCUCCAGUAGAUACGAAUGACUUGCUGACCGAUCCACUGCUUGAUAGCACUGAUUUGUUUGCCGAUGAUGAAUUUCAAAAGUCUGUUCAGAAAAAGUAUCUGAAUAUGAAAGAGACGAAUCAUGUAGUGAAUACUGAUGACUUCGAAUACCUUGAGAUGAUCACUAAUUUACAAGCCAUGUCUCGAGGAUCUUUAUUGAGAUAUAAGCUAUUUGUUGAUAGGUUCAUGCUGAAAUCAUUUACUCCGAACACUAUCAAACUUCAGGGUUUGGCUAAAGGAUACUUGCUGCGAAGCGCCAACCAGAAGCUUCUUUUAGCUCUUAAUGUAGAGAGCAAAAAUAUCUCUAAGUUGCAAACACUGAUCAGAAAUAAACAGAAUGCAUCCAAACUUAAAAUAGUUAACAAUAAACUCCAACCACAUUUGGAAACAAUUACCCAGCUUCAAGCUAUUAUCAGGGCAGGAGUAUUGAUUAGGAAGCCUAUUCUUGAAAGACAAGCCAAAUUGAAAAGUUUUACUAACAGUAUAAUUUCUUUUCAAAGCUUUAUUAAGAUGAAACUAACUAAACGCCGUACUGAUGAUGAAGUUAAGACUUUAAAACAAAUUGAGCCAUGUAUUGUUAAUUUGCAAUCUAUUGCCAGGAAUCGAAUUUUCAACAGAGUUCAGCGAGCUUCUUUGUCAACAGUCCUUUCGAAUGAAGAUGCUUUGAAAGGUCUUCAAUCUAUUAUUAGGGGUAACAAAUUGAGAAAUGAAACCAUUACGUUGAAUUUAGAAUUGCGUUCCCAUAGAAGUCAGAUUAAAGAGCUGCAGACAAUAGCCAGAGGUGGGAUUUGCAGAAACAGAUUGAAUUUUAUUCUAGACACUUUGUACUAUGAAGAGCCACUUGUCGAGUCUCUUGUUAGCAUUGCUAGGGGUAAAAGGGCUCGAUUGCAUGUAUCAAAAAUAUCCCUUGGUCUACAACAGAAUAUCAGCUCUGUUAUCACAAUUCAGUCUUCAGUUAGAGGUGUGCUUAGUCGGUUUGCUCAAGAAUUAGUACUGGAUGAUUUAGAAUACCAGGAGUCCAGUGUGAUAGCACUUCAAUCAUUACUGAGAGCUAGGAAGAUUCAAUCAAAGAUAAAGUAUACAUACACUUACUACAACCGUCCUGAAAAUGUAAGGAAAAUUAUAAAAGUUCAAAGUUACUUAAGGACGCACACGCAUUCCAAUGCCUACAAUGCUCUAGUAGCAUUUUCUGAUCCUCCCUUUCGGGUUGUGAAAAGUUUCAUUCACUUGCUACAGGACAAUGACAAGGACUUUGACGAGGAACUUGAAGUUCAAAGGAUGAAAGAUUUGAUCAGCCGAAAAAAUCAAGAUAUUACCAAGCUUGAAGAGAUGCUUGUUCAGCUUGACGUGAAGAUCGACAUGCUAAUGAAGAACAAGAUCACUCUUGAUGAACUUGUAAAGCACGCAGCCAAUGAUAAGACCAAAAAAGGACAAUUCACAAGCAGUGUGGGAUCUGCUAAGUUAGAUGAACAGCUGCGAAAGCUGGAUAAACCAGCUAGAGACUUGAUUGGCUGGUAUGAAAAGUUUUUCUAUCUUCUUCAAACGAAUCCUGAAUAUCUAACAAGAUUAUUUGAUGUGAUGCAACAGCAUGGCUUAAGAUACGAGAUUUCAUUGGAUGGUAAUAUUGAAUCAUAUGUCCUUACCUGUUUUAACUUUUCUCAGAUUAACGUCCAGUCCUUUACAUUGAAGCCUACUCGUGAAGAGUUCCUUCUUAUGGAAUUAAUUUUGUUGAACAUUAGUAAGGGAAUAGAGUCUUUCAAAGAUGAUCUAGAACAAUUUAAAAAAUUCACGGCACUAGAGAGUCCUAAAGAUUUGGUUCAAUACAGCUUUGUAUGGGAGCACGUCUUAAAAGAGUAUAAUAACUUGACUCAUCAUCGAAUCGUAUUGAAAAAAUUGUACGGAGAGAGAGUAAAGCAGAUCAUAGAUGACUCUCGGUUGGAUUUGGAAUCGGUUCCUCUGACAAUAUUCAGAUCUAUAAUUGCAAAGGAAAUCGAGGAACAUGGCUCAUCGAUUGAAUCAGAUGAAAACAUGAACAACACUAAAGCAAUUCAAGACCCUAGAGUCCGUGAUAUAUUUGUGGACAAUUUGAGCAAUCUGAGAGAGCUCGCUAAUAACAUGUUGUUAGACAUUGAAGCCAGUGUUCCAUCUAUGCCAUUGUAUAUUCGUACAAUGUUAAAGGAAGUCUACCUUAAGAUUAAAAGGCAGUUUCCUAGAGAAUCAGAAAGAUUUUACUUAAGUUACAUCGGUAAGAUCUUCAUGAAGAACUACUUUUUGCCAAUAUUGUUCAAACCAGAAAUAUACGGUCUUUGCCCUAAUGACUUUGCCAAAUCAAAGGUUGGAAACAAAAAGAUUAGGCAAAAUUUGAUAGAGCUAGCAAGGGUCAUGAUCCAACUCGUUUCUAUGCGCUCCUUUAGUACGAAGAAUGUUUAUCUUCAGCCACUGAAUGACUUUAUUGAGCAGUCCGUGGAACUCACAAGAAGAGUAUUACUGAAAAUCAUCGAUACCGAAACGCUAGAAGGAUCCUAUGGUCUGUCUCCGUUGUACCAUGAUAUCAUUUCAAAUGAGAGACCGAUCCUGGAAAUUGGGGUGAACGAUCUGCUAAGUAUUGUGGAACUGGUUACCAAUGACCUGGAUGUGAUUGCGCCAUCCUUGGACGACUAUUUGAGAACUUGCAUCGAAGAAAUGGUUCUGCUAGGCAGCAGCAUUAGGUCGGUUCAGAAACCAGAACUCACGCUAAGACUGAAUCCCUCAACUAUUCAACCUGAAGAGAAUUCACAUAUUAAGGUCCUAUGGCUAAAUACUAAGAAGAAUUUGACGUAUAUCAUCCAGGUUCAAGACAGUGACGAUUUGUUGGAUAUGCUGAUUGCUCCAAUUGAGCCACGCCAUGAUCUUAUUUUCCAAAAAUUGAAAGAGGAUGAGUUGUCCAGGGAUACAGACAUUACCAUCGAAAGUAGCAAUGGCUCUCGUAAACACUUGAAAGAUAUAAGCUUCAGAGAGUUAAAGACUAUUACUUUGGAAAAUGUAUUAAAAUUGGAAUCCACAGGAUCCAUAACCAGAUCUAACUGCUUCCAGGAUCUACUCAAUGAGAUUGCAAAUGAUAUUAAGAAUAAGCAUGAUCAAAGACGGGAAAGAGGUAGUCAGCUAAAGAUGAUUCGCAGUGCACUCCAGAGCCUCAAAGAUAAGGAAAGACAACUACAGAAUGAGCUGGAUUCAUACAAUAACGACAUUGAGGAGGCUAUUCGAAAACGGGCCUUAAAGAAGUUAAAUGGAGGCUCAAUACCUAAGUUUGGAUCUUUCAAGUACUCUUCAAAAUAUCUUUUUGAAAACCGCAUCCUACUGGAAAUUAAUGGUGUUACAGAUAAGCAUAAAGGAGUCCCAGUCAAAUAUGAUUUCCUCUUCUCCUGUGAUGAAGUGGAGCGCUUCAGAAUCGAAGUCGCCAAUGAUAUGAACAUCGUAAAAGGAGGGGUUCAGAAUUUGACACUCGACUCUCUUUUAAAAUUACAGCAAGAUAAACAGGCAACGGUAACCUACUUCGACAUAGGAGCCAAGUUCAACGUAAAUUUAUUGGUUGCGUUCAUGUUCCGAAAGUUUUAUGAGGUCAAAUAG